This is a messenger RNA of Syzygium oleosum, 1091 nucleotides long. Its product is annotated as late embryogenesis abundant protein At1g64065. The record is from RefSeq and is a predicted model, not a curated record. The coding region runs from base 254 to 910 and encodes 218 amino acids. The transcript has a single exon. NCBI's taxonomy places the organism in Eukaryota, Viridiplantae, Streptophyta, Magnoliopsida, Myrtales, Myrtaceae.
ACCAAAAUGUAUAGAGAGAUGAGGCCCAAAAGUCAAGAUUCAACAGCUUGAAAAUCUUGGCUAAAGCAACCGGAAGGCCUAAAUUAUAAUGAUGCCAAAAUAUCUUUCGGGAAAAUCACUCGCAACCCACUCCCAACUUCCCACUUAUAAAUGUGAAUCAUGCACUCGACUGAAGAUUCCAUCGCGGGUUCGCCAUACAUUUCCUCUGUAACCUCUGGAGUUUGCUGGGUUUUCUCCUUCUAAAUUCUGAGCCAUGGUUGAGAGAGAUCAAGUUUGGCCGCUAGCCCCGUCCGGUAGCCUCCGGAGCGACCAGGAUGAAGCAUCCGUGUAUGCCAAGAACGUCCGGAAGCAGAGAUUCGUCAAGUGCUGCGGUUGCGUCACCGCCCUCAUGCUCAUCCAAGGCGUGGUCAUCGUAAUCCUGGCGUUCACGGUGUUCCGGGUGAAGGACCCCGUGAUCAAGAUGAACGGAGUCACCAUCACCAGGCUCGAGCUCAUCAACGGGACGAUCCCCAAGCCAGGGGUCAACAUGUCGCUGAUAGCGGACGUCUCCGUGAAGAACCCGAACGUGGGGUCCUUCAAGUACAGCAACACCACGACGACCCUGUACUACCACGGCUCGGUGGUGGGCGAGGCGCGGGGUCCGCCGGGCAAGUCGAGGGCCAGGAGGACGAUGCGGAUGAACAUCUCGGUGGACAUCAUCACCGACACGCUCCUGUCGAACCCGAACCUGAACGCGGACAUGAACAUGGGGCUGCUGCCGCUGAGCAGCUACUCGCGAGUCCCGGGGCGGGUGAACAUGCUCAACAUCUUCAAGAAGCACGUCACCGUGAAGAUGAACUGCACCAUGGCCGUGAACAUCUCUACCAAGGCGAUUCAGGAGCAGAAGUGCAAGAGGCACGUCAAUCUCUAGAAGACGUAAUCAAUCGCUUUCUAAUCUAGCUUGUGCAUUGCAUAGCGAUAGCAUACUCGGUUGUGUAGCUAGAUAUUUUCCACUUCUACCUGGCUAGAGGUAGAGAUUAUUAUACCUUUUUUUUCCAUUUUUAUAUAAAUUUCUAUUACUGAGCUUUAACAUCUCUCUCUUUUAUUUUAAA